This is a messenger RNA of Mytilus trossulus (common blue mussel), 1104 nucleotides long. RefSeq lists its product as uncharacterized. Gene Ontology annotation, molecular function: protein binding. The transcript has a single exon. Lineage: Eukaryota; Metazoa; Mollusca; Bivalvia; Mytilida; Mytilidae. Bases 1 to 1104 code for a protein of 367 amino acids. The record is from RefSeq and is a predicted model, not a curated record.
AUGGAGGAGUUGCUAGGAAAACUAACUGAAAAUUCAGAAAAUAUGAAUGCAAUGGAGAAUAAUAUUUUAGCCAUUAAAGAAUAUGCUUCAGACCUUCAAGCGUUUUUAGGGAGUAAAAUGAUUGAGACAGAAAUCCACAAAUAUGAAACAUUUAUGCAGUCAAUAAUUGACGAUGGAAGUUUGCGGAAGAUGGACAUAAACUGUAAAAUUGAGGACAAGAUAAUCGACGUAUUGUCAACUGUUACUUCACUAGGUUCAAUAUCCAUCGAAUCAAGCACUCCAUUGGUGGUUCUGAAGACAGGGAAAGAAAUACAAGCACAGACAAAGUCAGUUGCAUCUAUCAAUGAUAUAACAAUGACAUUACAAAGUAAAUUCCAAUUUAAUCAUAUCACUGGAAUUGUUUUUUCAUUUACAGGAGAGGCCAUUUUAGUACAGUGCGGCUAUCAGCGUCUGUUGAUUUUUAGGGAAGAUGGAACGUUGACAAAUGAAAUACCUCUAUCAACUGCAAACCCUGUAGAUAUUACCUGUAUUGAUGACAAAACAGUCACCGUGUCUUUUCCUUAUUCUCAGCAAAUACAAACCAUAAAAGUUUCAACUAACACAGUUGAACGUACAAUAAAAACGGCCGGUUUUUGCUACGGUUUAUGUUACUCAAGUGGUUAUUUAUUAUACUGUGAUACUGGCAGAGGUAUUCAGAAAGUAAACAUGUCAGACAAUUGUUCUUCUACUUUAGUUAAAGACAACGCCUUGUCCGAAUGGAGUUAUGUAGUAGCAUAUAAAAACAAAAUAGUUUAUACUAAUAGCUCUCAUCAUACAGUCACUUGCUGUUCAUUAGCUGGAGAGAAGAUGUGGGAAUACAAAGAUCAAUUAGUUCGUUCUCCGCGCGGGAUCUCUGUAGAUAAAGACUCAAACGUGUAUAUUGCAUCGUCUGGUAACAAUAGUAUAAUUGUAUUGUCCUCGGAUGGAAAAAAAGCAAGAAAACUGCUUGGAAAUGAUAACGGAAUUUGUCAGCCCUUUGGACUGGCACUUGAUGUAAAGAAAGAAAAUUUAUUAGUUGCGAAUUUUUAUGAACCUGCAUUAUAUAGACUAAGUUUACAGAAGUGA